Messenger RNA from Galeopterus variegatus (Sunda flying lemur), 1176 nucleotides. RefSeq names its product ATP-binding cassette sub-family C member 8-like. The transcript has 4 exons. NCBI's taxonomy places the organism in Eukaryota, Metazoa, Chordata, Mammalia, Dermoptera, Cynocephalidae. Gene Ontology annotation, cellular component: membrane. Gene Ontology annotation, biological process: potassium ion transport. Gene Ontology annotation, molecular function: sulfonylurea receptor activity; ATP binding. The annotation marks the transcript as partial. The record is from RefSeq and is a predicted model, not a curated record.
AUGGGCUGCUGUGGAUGUUCCGGAGGCUGCGGCUCCAGCUGUGGAGGCUGUGGCUCCAGCUGUGGGGGCUGCGGCUCCAGCUGCUGUGUGCCCGUCUGCUGCUGCAAGCCCGUGUGCUGCUGUGUGCCAGUCUGUUCCUGCUCCAGCUGUGUCCAGCUGCUGCAAGCCCUGCUGCUCCCAGUCCAGCUGCUGUGUCCCUGUGUGCUCCCAGUCCAGCUGCUGCAAGCCCUGCUGCUCCCAGUCCAGCUGCUGUGUCCCUGUGUGCUCCCAGUCCAGCUGCUGCAAGCCCUGCUGCUCCCAGUCCAGCUGCUGUGUCCCUGUGUGCUGCCAGUAGAAGAUCUGAGGCUCUGGCCACAGACCUCAGAUGGCUGGUACUGGCAAAGUGCCCGGUUCUCAGACCCCUCCCGUUUCUCCACCUGUCACGAUGGCCUGUGGGUUGUGGGCUCCACGAGCCGCCCCUGGGCUGGCCCCACAUCCCACAUGCACGACGCCGGGCAGGCGGCUCAGCAGGCCCAGACCAUCGUGUCUCCUUGCACCAGCCUCUCUCUCCCGUCUUGGGGCUCCAGGGUGAACGCCCAGCACAGCACACGGCUGCAUGUCCUUGGGCACAACCUGUGCUGGAUCCUGACCUUCACGCUGCUCUUUGUCCCAGUGCGUGAGAUCUCAGAGGGCGUCCUUUCGGAUGUGGUGACCGAGUCCUGCCCUCUCCCCCUAUACGUGCCAGCUGGGAUGGUGUUUGUGGCUGCUGUCACCUCCACGGACUGCUACCACGACGUCGAGACCUUCAAUUUCCACAGGCUGCUGGUGGCCCCUCCAGCCUACUGGACCCGGGCCUUUACCUCCAAGACCACAAGUCUGUCAAGUUCUCCCAGCACACCAUCAGCUUCUCACAGCUCCACUGCUGCCCUGCAGGCUGCUGGUGAUCCUCUACGGGAUGCUGCUCCUUGUGGAGCUCCCUGUCAUCCAGGUGAGGGGACAUGUCUUCUUCAAGAAGCCAAGGGAGGGGAAGACCCCAAGGACCUGCAGGACAUGGGGGUGCACUUCCUGCAGCCUUUCGUGAACCUUCUGUCUAAGGGCUUGAUGGAUGCCUGCACCGAGAUGGGUGGAUGGACGCCUGAACAAAGACGGGUAGAUGGACGCCUGCACCAAGACUGGCGGAUGGACUCCAGCACCAAG